Messenger RNA from Rhincodon typus (whale shark), 1148 nucleotides. RefSeq names its product mucosal pentraxin-like. The coding region runs from base 74 to 940 and encodes 288 amino acids. The transcript is spliced from 3 exons. The record is from RefSeq and is a predicted model, not a curated record. NCBI's taxonomy places the organism in Eukaryota, Metazoa, Chordata, Chondrichthyes, Orectolobiformes, Rhincodontidae.
CAAACUGUAGAGCAUCUUGGUCAUUGAGUGAGAAAACUCAACUUUCCCACUCUAUUCAGAAACAUCUCGACACAUGAUGAGGACCUUCAUUCUCCUUGCCUCCUGCCUUUUCGUGCUAGGAUCUGUCAGUGGAGGUUUUUCGGGCAAGUCGCUGGUUUUCUCGACUCAAACCGACAGUACUUACGUUAAACUGCUUCCGACCGAAUUCUCCCAGCUCUCUGCGUUCACUCUCUGCCUGAGGGCUGCCUCAGAGGCAAAGCGAGGUUACAGCUUCUUCUCCUACGCCACAGCAACUAAGGACAAUGAGUUGCUGCUCUGGCACAACGAGAAUACGAAGCUGUCCCUCCGCCUUGACACUGACCUGUUCGAUUUUGACCUCCCAGAGAUGGACGCACAAUUGAAACACAUUUGCGUGACGUGGGACUCCCUGACCGGACUCACCACCUUCUGGAUCAACGGCAUCCGGAGCCUUCGCAAAGUUGGUCAUAAGGGGGAGGUGGUGCAUGGUGGGGGAACGAUUAUCCUGGGGCAGGAGCAGGACCAGGAAGGGGGUGGGUUUGACAGUCAGCAGAGUUUCGUAGGAGAGCUGGCAGAUGUUAACAUGUGGGACCACGUCCUGUCCCCGAGAGACAUCAAGGCUCUAAGUCGACGGUGCCACAGCACAGGCGGUAACAUCAUCAAUUGGGCCACAGUAGAGUAUGAGAGCAGGGGAAUAAUCAACAUACAGUACAAUCAAGACUGCAAGCUCCAAGCUGGCUGCGAUGAUUUGACAAUGACUGGAAAAUGCACUCACACAGAAUCUAACUCUCACACAGAUUCAUGCGCUCACAUAAUGUCAGACGCAUCCACAUCCACAUACAUACACACACACAAACACACACACACACAUACAAUAUACAAAUCACGUGAAAACCUAUGUGCAUUUCACGAACAAAGUUAGGACUUGAAAGAGUACCUUCUUUCAAGCGGGUUGGCCCCUUAAUUGUGAAUAUUCCUUUCUCUGAUGUUUAAUACAUGGUCUUGAAAUCUAUCUGAUAUGAUUAGGUCAAGAUUUGCAUAAUUUUAUGCAAACAUACAAGCAAAAAUUAAAAUGUGAUGCUUGCUUUCCAAACAAAAUAACAAAUUAACAUCAGAAAUUAGAAUUAGCU